This is a messenger RNA of Callorhinchus milii (elephant shark), 1660 nucleotides long. It is a transcript of the gene rem1, whose product is annotated as RAS (RAD and GEM)-like GTP-binding 1. Gene Ontology annotation, cellular component: plasma membrane. Lineage: Eukaryota; Metazoa; Chordata; Chondrichthyes; Chimaeriformes; Callorhinchidae. Gene Ontology annotation, biological process: negative regulation of high voltage-gated calcium channel activity. The transcript has 5 exons. The coding region runs from base 365 to 1384 and encodes 339 amino acids. The record is from RefSeq and is a predicted model, not a curated record. Gene Ontology annotation, molecular function: calcium channel regulator activity; GTP binding; GTPase activity.
AGCUGGUGACAGGAGCUGAGCAGUGGGUCCAAGUCCCCUGUUGCUGCCUUCUGGAAUGGUGAAGGCUGCUCCGAGACGAUGCUGCCCCUUUAAAGACAGAUGUGAAUUCUACAACAACAAAGCCACAUGCUGCCCGUUCCUAGGAUGUGACAUUCGGUGGCUCUGAUCUGCUCCGAUCGUUACGGACAGUGGCUGGUGUAUAAAGAGACUCUCUUGUACAUGUUUUGAAGGAGCAGACACACACACACACACACACAGUGGUUCCUGCUCUCCCCCCCGACCCCCCUCCUCCUUCACAAAACUCUGGUCAAUAGCUCCACAACACACAACUUUUCCCAGUGGAAAAAACAAGCAGUCACAGCAGAUGUGGAGCAACAGACCGAUGACGGGGUGUGGACAGAGAAACUCGCGGAUCAGGACUAGGGGGCAACAGAGCGGGCUGGACUCACGCGCUGGGCACCUCUCAAAGAUGACUCUAAACUCGCAGCGAAGCAAUAGCCACAGCUCGUUGAGGAGACGGGCCAGUUCUCCUGUACCCUCGGCCCACAGGACCCCUCACCCCCACCCGCAAGCCCACCCUGUCCUCAGCCUGACCGCCGACUGGGAGCCUCUCGCUCGCCCUCCCCGAGCUCAGCCGUCGUCACCGCUCGGUUACUCGCUCGCCGGCCAGCGCGGCAGCUCCUCCUCCUCCUCCUCCGACGCUUCCAGCGAUUCCGGCUGCGGAAUAUUCCGGGUGGUUUUACUCGGCGAUGGAGGGGUGGGCAAGUCCAGCCUCGCCAACUUCUUCGCUGGAGCUCAGGACGCUCAGAGCGAGCACGGCGGGGAGGAUUCCUAUGAGCGAACCCUAACCGUGGAUGGAGAGGACACGACUCUGAUAGUCAUGGACACAUGGGGGAGCGAGGGUGAGGAGCCCUGGGUGCAGGAUUACUGUAUGCAGGUGGGAAACGCCUAUGUUAUUGUGUACUCCAUCACUGACCGGGCGAGCUUCGAGAGCGCGUCUGAGCUUCGCAUCCAACUGCGGAGGACAAGGCAAGCGGAGAACAUCCCCAUCAUCUUAGUGGGGAACAAGAGCGACCUCGUGCGGUGCCGAGAGGUGUCUGUGGAGGAGGGUCGCACGUGCGCUGUGGUGUUCGACUGCAAGUUCAUCGAGACCUCGGCCACUCUGCAGCACAAUGUCAGGGAGCUGUUCGAGGGGGUGGUGCGGCAGAUCCGGCUGCGGAGAGACAGCAAGGAGGCCAACGAGCGGAGGAUGGCCAGCCUGAAGCGCAGGGAGAGCAUGACGAAGAGAGCCCGCAGGUUCCUGGACAAACUGGUGGCCAAAAACAACAAGAAAAUGGCCUUAAAAGUCAGGUCUAAGUCCUGCCAUGACCUCUCCGUACCCUAGAGAUGUGGGUGAUCCGUCCAGGAAAGCGUUUCGACAACAGGGUGGGGGGGGGUCUGGACAGUGGCUGGAGACUGGUGAAACCCACCCAGGAUUGUGUUCCGUUCUCUUAUGUUGUUCCCGCCCUGACCCCCUGGCCUGCUCACUGCUCGCUCCACCAGCUGCCUCGUCAACACAAUGAACCUAAUGAGAACUGAGCCUGACAGGCAGCGUGGCUGGGCGUGACCCCCCUCUCCUUCUCCCCCUCCUCUGCUCCCCCCGAGCACAGAGCACCAGAGG